AGCCUCAAGGAGCCCACAAACAAAACGUCCCAGCUACAAGGGUCUUACACUGCCUCCUAAGAUCCAUAUAUAAACCAGCACACUAGAGCACGGAGAUAUAUAGAAGACUCAAGGGAAGAGUGACGUUUUACUUCCGUGGACUUGGAGUCUUCAGAGUUAACAGGUUUGUUUUGCUGAGACCUGAGGACACUUGUUGGAGAAGCAUUUCUGAACUUUGCACAACACAGAACAGCUUUUGAAAAGAAUGGCUCAGCGACAGAACUCCGACCAAGACCCGACUAUUGAACUCUUCAUAAAGGCUGGACACGAUGGAGAGAACAUGGGCAACUGCCCCUUCUGCCAGAGGCUCUUCAUGGUCCUGUGGCUAAAAGGAGUCAAGUUCACCGUGACAACCGUCGACAUGAGAAAAAAACCAGCAGAGCUGAAGGAUUUGGCACCUGGGACCAACCCUCCGUUCCUCCUGUACAACGGCACCCUCAAGACGGACUUUAUCAAGAUCGAGGAGUUUCUGGAACAGACAUUGGCCCCUCCCAGGUAUCCACACCUUAGCCCACUCAGCAAAGAGUCCUUUGACGUGGGCGCUGACAUUUUCGCCAAGUUUUCAGCUUUCAUCAAGAACAGCCCAGCCAACAGUACUUUCCAUGAGAAGGCGCUGCUGCGGGAGUUCAAGCGUCUGGAUCUCUACCUGACCUCCCCCGUCCCUGAAGAGAUUAACCAAAACUCCAGAGAAAACAUCCUUGUCUCCAAGAGGAAGUUCCUGGAUGGCAACCAUCUCACCCUGGCAGACUGCAACCUGCUGCCCAAGCUGCAUGUCAUCAAGAUUGCUGCCAAGAAGUACUGUGACUUUGACAUCCCGGUCCAGUUCACUGGUGUAUGGAGGUACCUGAACAAUGCCUACGAGAGGGAGGAGUUCAGUCAGACCUGCCCUGCCAACAUUGAGAUCGAGAAGGCUUACCUGGACGUAGCCAAUAAGAGGCUGUAAACCUAUAACCAAUCUUUAGCCAACAAUUACACAACCAUUACACAACUAUUACACAACAUUUCCUCUUUUACUGUUACCAUGGAAAUGGUAACCCAUUCACAAAACAUGAAGGAAUUUUGGGAGGGGCCAGCAAUCAUUAUUGAAAUAUCUCAUGUCAACUGUUUAAAAAUCAACAUUUAUAAAUUCCUGCAUGAGGAUGCAGAUAGGCAUUCUAGAAAUCAAAGUUCACAAAGAGACCCCUCCUGCUUAAUGUGCAUUAUGUUAAUUUAGCACUAUAGGGCAUGCACAAGAUGAACGACAAUGCCAUAUGUUUUACAGAGUGUGUAAUAGUAGGCUGCUACAGUAACUAAGGUCUAUGUAUGAAGACAAGUACAGACUAUUUAUUUCAUGUAAUUACACUGGCAAAUUUCAUUAUAUGCCACACUAAAUAGGCCAAGUGUACAAUUUGACUGUUUAUCUAAUUUAGUGAGUUUCUUUGUCCAUAGUGUAAAUAUAUAUUUCUUACAUGUUGUUUAUGACCUGUACACCCAUACUAUAAGAAUAUAUGAGUGUAUUCUAAUUAUGUUUAUGUGUGAUUGAAACUAGUGAUACAAAACCUAUUGUUGAUGGUUACCAUUACCACUCAGAAUAUUAAGCUCUCACCAACAAGACUACAGUCAAUUAGCAUGUAAAUAAGUGUGUGUGUGUGUGUGUGUAUGUGUGUGUGUGUGUGUGUGUGUGUUUGCUGAUCAUUUCAAAGCAUCCCAUAUACAGUAUAUGCAGUCAGUGAUUUAUGUGGUAUGAUUACACAAACUGUGUAUUUACUGUGCAUUUCUAAAUUAGUCAACUGAAAUAUAGUUGACGUCUAAUUUUAGUGUUUAAUGUUGUUGACUUCAUUCUGCUUCCAAGCAUUAGUUCGAGGCAUGUACGUUGUGUAUUUGUAUAGAAAUUGAUAUGCAAUCUUACACAGUGUUGGUCUCUCAAAAACAAAGUUGUUCCGUUCAAUCCACACGAUAUAUUUCAUUUCAUUGUCAGCCAGUCUCAACGCAAGGCCCUUUUCAACCAGAUUUAAAAAUAUAAAUAAUUUAGUCUAGGGUUAUAAGUAUAAACAUUGUGUUGGGGAUGUACGUUUAAUAUGUAAUAAGGGACACAGCUUGGGGCGAGGGUGGCAAGAUAAGGUGUUAUUGUCCAGGCAUCGUCGAAACGUCUCUUAUCCUCCUUCACCGCACAGCUUCUAGUUUGUCACACAGUAUUUCCAGAAGCAUGCUAUCCAGGGAAGAAAGCGACAAAGAUAGACACAUGUCAAGAUUCUGUGCAUCAAUUCUGCCUUCAUGAGUCCUAUCAUGUUACAUCAUCUACUGUUUGUAUCCUGCCAGGCUAUACCCACCGGGCACAGACGUUAUUUCAACGUCUAUUCCACGUUAGUUCAAUAAACAACAUUGCUUCAA
Salvelinus namaycush (lake trout) is the source of this 2409-nucleotide messenger RNA. Its product is annotated as chloride intracellular channel protein 2-like. The record is from RefSeq and is a predicted model, not a curated record. The coding region runs from base 245 to 982 and encodes 245 amino acids. Gene Ontology annotation, biological process: chloride transmembrane transport; negative regulation of ryanodine-sensitive calcium-release channel activity. Lineage: Eukaryota; Metazoa; Chordata; Actinopteri; Salmoniformes; Salmonidae. Gene Ontology annotation, molecular function: chloride channel activity. The transcript is spliced from 6 exons.